Coccomyxa subellipsoidea C-169 is the source of this 2211-nucleotide messenger RNA. RefSeq lists its product as hypothetical. The coding region runs from base 193 to 1383 and encodes 396 amino acids. The transcript is spliced from 8 exons. The record is from RefSeq and is a predicted model, not a curated record. NCBI's taxonomy places the organism in Eukaryota, Viridiplantae, Chlorophyta, Trebouxiophyceae, Coccomyxaceae.
AUUCAAAUAGAUCAAGAUACUUGAGAGCUUACAUCUCAGAUCUUUGCUACUGACUUGAAGGUCAGUGUAUUUUUCUGUUGCAGAAUUGGGUGAUUGAAGACGUUCUUGAAGGACCCUCCAACUUUUACACGCAUUACCAGCAGUGACUUGGCUUUCUAGGUGCUGGGAAUAAUUUUAUAUCCUUCCUGAGUUAUGCUGAGUGGGCGCUGCACCUCGCUAUCCUUCGACAGGUGUUCCGAAGCGAAGUGCGCAGGUGCUCGCGCCUUGACCCGCGGGGUCAUCAGACCUGAGAUCAGAAGUAAGUGCGCAUCUUCACAUGGCUUUCCGAGCCUUAAGAACCUGUCUGUGCCUUCAAAUACCCGCCGUUCUGUCUCUCUUGUAGCACGAUCCUCAUCAGCAGUAGUGGACUCUGGAGGUGGAUCGACUACCGGCGGAGGCUCAGGUGGUGGAGUGGAGGCGAGGAGGGUAGCGGAGGAGGAACCAGACGACGACUCUGGGCAGGACACUGAUGAGAUCCUAGCACAGGCUGAUACCAGCUUUGAGCGGCUCCCCAAGGACCUCCAGGAUGCGCUGGCGAGGGGCGCCAUGUCAGCGGCGGAGCUGCGGCAGUGGCUGGCGCUGGCGGCGACGCCGCUGCUGGGGCCGCUGUGCACGCUGUGGCCGGCAUUCCGCGACCGAGUGCUGGGCAACCCGCGCUUCCUGCUCGUGCUGGCGGUCGAGGAGGUCAUCGGAUGCACGGCCAAGACCAUCGCUGAGUACCGCGUGCGCAAGGAGGACUUCUGGAAGGAGAUCGACUUUGUGAUGUCGGAUCUGUCGCUGGAGAUUAUCGGGGACUUUGCGAUUGUGUGGCUUCUGUCGCCCAAGAAGGUCUUCACUGCCGCGCCCACCAGUGCCAUUGGGCGCAUCACCUCAAAGCUGCCCGGCCACGCUCUCCAGAUUGGCAGCUUCUCGCUGGCGCAGCGGCUGGGCACCAUGCUGUUGCGCGGCACCCAAUUCUUUGGAGUGGGCUGCCUCGCCAGCUGCCUGGGACACAGCCUCACCAUCUUCCUAGUGAACAGGAAGAAGAAGGCUGUGCUGGUACUGAGGGAGGCUGACAAGGCGGAUGCAAAGAAGGAGGGGAGGCUGGCGCUGCUCCCAGUGGACGAGGAUCCCGUGAAGGAGCUGGCGCCCGUGUGGGACAACAGCGUGGCAUGGGGUGGAUUCAUGGCCACGUCAGCAAACCUGCGAUACCAGCUUGUCAACGGUAUCGAGGACCGCAUACUGGCGACCCUGGUGCCAAAUAAGGUGCUCAACAAUGCGCUGACUGUUGUCAUGCGCUUUGGCAACACCUGCCUGGGCAGCGCGCACUGGAUUUGGACCGCCCAAAAGGCCGGACUGCAGUGAUUAUUGAGUCUCUCUUGGAGCACAAUUUUGACUUCGAAAUAAAAAUUCUGAAGACUGAGAACACUCCCUUGGUUGAGCAAGGCCUUAGGGUGUCAGCAGGGAGCUGUGAGAAGGUUGGGCUAGCGAGUUCAACUGCAAAGUUUGCAGUUCCACCUCACCUAAGCCUGAAGCCCUGCAGCUCGCAUCCGAGAAGAGAGUGCUCGAGUGGUCAUGCAAUCGAAAUUUUUGGCAUUGCAACAAAAUGCUGCAUUUUUAAUUCCUUUCCAUGAUUGUGUCCUGCUUGCUUGAAGACUGCGGAUGUAUGAUAGGCGGCAAAGCAAGUAAUCCAGGAGCAUGUUGUCAGCUACGCUGAGUAAUGUAUAUCUCACAAGCACAUUCCAUUGAGUAAUGGAUGACCUACUAGACUGGAAGGGACAGCAAAAUAAGCAGCAGCAAGUGCUCUUGUCAUUCAGAGCCAUGGCAAGCUUGCUGUGCAGAUCGACAGUCACAACACAAUAUUGUAUUACUACAACAUAGUAUUGAUACAGUCUUCUGACACUUUCACAGGGCGCAUAUGUGCACAAUCUAAAAUAGCAUCCCAGACGUGCAAUGCAUGUCCACUCUGCUGCCUGCUUUUGCCCGAAGCUGCCAUAAGAUCGUCUCUGUCCUCUGCAUGCACCGCAUGGUAAAGGGCAACCUGACAUCUCCUUUAGCUGGCAAGGCAUCUGGAGACUUGCAAAUUGUGAUCCUGUUACGGAUCAGGCUUGGCUUGGCACAUUCCUAUUUUACAGCUACAGCGGUCUCCAAUGGUGGGCUGCAUUUCAGUUGCGGUUGUUGCCGAGGAGACGC